UCCGCUGGAAACGACGGCCGCCUUGCCACACUCCAACACGCCGCGGCACGCGCACUACUAACAGAGCUUGCAGUAGACCGAAAUGGCGUUCGCAUCCUCCGUUGAGACCUUGCGGCCAUGCAUGGGGCCUGUAUCGCCCCCUACAGUCACAGCCCCGAAGAGGCGCUCUGGAAGCGCUGGCCCCAACUCCGUCAAGGACCGAACUGUAGUCGUCUUCGACUGGGACGACACGCUGUGCCCCAGCUCCUGGUUGCACGCGCAGGAUCUAUUGCCCAAGUAUCGCGGUCACCAGAUCUCCGUUACGCCUGAACAGCGCGAGGUGCUCUCGCUGAUCGGCGCGCACGUCGCGCGCCUGCUGCAGAAGGCCGUGGCUUACGGUCCUGUGUUCGUCGUGACCGCCGCCGAGUACGGCUGGGUCGAGAUGUCUGCCGCGCUCUACAUGCCGGCCGUUCAAAGUGUGCUGGCGCUCUCCGACGUGCACAUCGUGUCCGCGCGCAGCUGGUACGAACAGAACUUCGGCCUUGGCGGCGACUCGGCUACCUGGAAGCAGGAGGUCAUGCAGCUCAUUGCGCGCAAGUGCUUUGCGGCCGCAGCGCAGGGCGCCGGCGCACGAACGAACAGGGAACCCACUGCCCCGCAAGACGCCUAUUUUAACCUCCUUUCCAUCGGCGACUCGAUGGCAGAACGCGAUGCGUGCUUCGCGGCCGCCCAGAGCGUGUGUCGCACGUUCGCUAAAACGCUCAAGUUUGUCGAGCACCCGAACGCCGAGGAGGUGCUGCAGCAGGUGGAACUAACGCACGACUCGUUCGAGCAAAUGUGCGGUUGGGAUAACAACCUCGACCUGCGGCUGUCUCGCGCCCAGUUAGCCGAACUGCGCGGAUCGCCUAUUUAA
Phytophthora infestans T30-4 is the source of this 892-nucleotide messenger RNA. RefSeq names its product protein kinase. NCBI's taxonomy places the organism in Eukaryota, Oomycota, Peronosporomycetes, Peronosporales, Peronosporaceae. The coding region runs from base 83 to 892 and encodes 269 amino acids. The transcript has a single exon. The record is from RefSeq and is a predicted model, not a curated record.